Molecule: messenger RNA, 1835 nt
Organism: Hypanus sabinus (Atlantic stingray)
Lineage: Eukaryota; Metazoa; Chordata; Chondrichthyes; Myliobatiformes; Dasyatidae
Exons: 2
Coding region: 171-1385 (404 amino acids)
Source: RefSeq, a predicted model, not a curated record
AGAUCUGCCUCACUAAGGUGUACCCUAAAGGAGCCAAAGACAAGGCCAUCAAAGCCUAUGUGAUUCUGGACGAUCAGAGCAAUCGUUCACUAGUCAGUCCAGAGUUCUUUAAAUUGUUCAACAUUGAGAGUGAGCGGUUCCCAUACUACCUCAAAACUUGCUCAGGCAACAUGGAAACCCAAGGAAGGAAGGCAGAAGGCAUCCAGAUCGAGUCCCUGGAUGGUAAAGUCGUCAUCUGUCUCCCUCCGCUCUUAGAGUGCAAUGAAAUCAUGAAUAACCGCGCUGGGAUCCCGACACCAAGUGCGGUGCUACACCAGCCGCAUCUCCACCACAUCGCCAAACACAUCCCAGAACUGGAUCCGAAAGCGGAAAUACUCCUGCUAUUAGGAAGAGAUGUUAUCCAGGUACACAAGGUUAGGCAGCAGAUCAAUGGACCACUCAACGCCCCCUUCGCGCAACGUCUGGAUCUGGGCUGGGUGGUGAUAGGAGAGGUGUGUCUCGGUGACGUACACAAACCGAUGGUUAACACACUCAAGACCAAUGUGCUAGAGAGUGGCCGCCAUUCAAUCUUUCGACCCUGCCCGAGUGUCCCGUGCAUCAAGGAAGCACAACAAGGCGUUAACAAGCGCGAGGCAAGCGACGAGUCGCUGGGCCAGUCAGUCUUCGCUCUAACGAAGUAUGACAACAAACUUGCACAAUCAGCUCAAGAUACCAUUUCUUUAAGAAUCAAAGACACCAAGGUCUUCAGAGAUGAAGCAAAUAAUGGGGUUGCCCCAUUGCCAAUCAGAGAACCACGCCAGCGCUCACCAGAUAACAAAGAGCAGGCAGUCAAACGGUUCACGUCCUUACGGAAAACCUGGAAAAGGAAACCUGAGAUACAGCAACGCACCCGAUUGGCCCACGAGGUACUGUGCACCCUAAUGGCAGAGGUCACAGCCAUUAUAAACGCACAAUCAUUCCUACCUGUGUCUUCUGACCCAGAAAACCCCUUUAUACUUUCGCCAUCAACGCUCCUUACGCAGAAGGCAGGAGCACCUCCUCCACCAGGAGACUUCUCAGACAAGGAUUUGUACACAAAGCAAUGGAGACAAGUCCAGGCUCUGGCAAAUCAGUUCUGGUCCCGCUGGAGACAGAAAUAUCUACCUUUGUUGCAACAGAGACAAAAGUGGACAGAACCCCGCAGGAAUCUUCAAGUUGAAGACUUAGUCCUGCUCAGGGACAAGCAAGUCGCUCGCAACAGCUGGCCAACUGCCAGAAUCACUGCUACAUUCCCUAGCGAGGAUGGACAUGUCAGGAAGAUCGAAUUGAAGACUACCGACCAAGGCGAUGUGAAAAUUUACCAAGGGCCAGUUACAGAAGUUAUUCUACUUCUACCCAAUGACUGAUUAAGAGACUAAGUUUUGUACUCUGCUCAUUGUGACCUUACGAAGGUCAAGCGGGGAGUGUGCUGUCUUUACGACAGUUAUUUAGUUUAUAAUAUUUUCGCUUAGUAAUUCAUUCAAUAGUAUUUUCUAGUUAGAAUUAGAAGUGUUUAAAGUAUAUUCAUUGCAUGUAAAAUAUAUCGGCAUGCGAUGACGUCACAUCCGGUUUAGCCGCGUCUUGUGGGAAAACACCGGUUUGAAAUUAGCGCGAGGGUGGGGGCUCACCACGAGGCUCACCUGAGCACAAGCAGUUUUGCAGGCAUGAGAAAUCACAGUGAGAGCAACGCUUUUUCACCAUAUGUUAAUGUGAAGAGUGAACAGUAAAUGGUUAAUCUUACUGCGAUCUGGUUCUUAUUAACUGUGGUUUAUCCGGACGUUAAAUUCGGCGUUUCGUUACACCCGAAGGAGAACGUG